Ixodes scapularis (black-legged tick) is the source of this 1077-nucleotide messenger RNA. RefSeq names its product thioredoxin domain-containing protein. The coding region runs from base 99 to 998 and encodes 299 amino acids. The record is from RefSeq and is a predicted model, not a curated record. NCBI's taxonomy places the organism in Eukaryota, Metazoa, Arthropoda, Arachnida, Ixodida, Ixodidae. The transcript has 8 exons.
AUCUAUUCAUUCGUUUCUUCUUUUCCUGGUUUUGAACUUUUUCCGUUCCUCCUUUAUCGCGGCGGCGGUACCAGCGGUACACGUGUACAGUGUUUACAAUGUUUUGCACCUUGGUGUUGCCUUUAGUUAUUCUUUUAUUAGCGCCGCAAUUCUAUGCUGCAUCAAACGACCAGCUGCUAGAUAGCUUUAACGCUGCAGUCACACAGUCGAAGCGACUACUAGUUAUUUUCACGCAGGAAUGCUGCGCUUGUACGGAAUGCGUCGAAGCCGAAGAGAUACUGAAGGCAAAGGCGGCUGACCUGGAAGACGACUUCGGAGUGACCACGUUCAAAGUGACCGCAAGACGGGACAUCGAGGGUCGUUACGGAGUAACAGCGCGUCCUAGCAUCAUCUUUUUCCGUGACGGCAUACCCGCACUGUACGAGGGCCAGUACCACCCAGACUCCAUUAUUGAUUGGGUGGCUCAGACUCUGGAGCCAGCCACAAAAGCUCUUAAUGAUGAUACUUUCGAACAUCUGACACAAGCUGCUACUGGAGCAACCACUGGAAACUGGCUAGUCGUGUUCUACAAGGAUACUUGCGUGAAAGACGAAGCAGCGACAUCUCUGCUUGAAGGUUUGUCGUCUAAGAUUAAGGGAACAACAAAUGUGGCCAAAGUUGACAUGGAAACGUGUCCGGGCCUGGUGGAAAGGUUCAAGAUAAAAGACUGUCCAACCAUCUACUUCUUCCGUCUUGGCAAGAUGUACAGGUAUGAACCAAAGAAACUCGAUGUCAAGUCGUUGAAGCAUUUUGCGGAACAUCUUUACAAGAACAUGAAGGCCCAUCCAGUCCCAGUACCUCAAACACCAUUCGACAGGAUGAUAGAGCAUAUUGCUGCAUUCCUCAAGGAACACAGGAGAGCUGUUUUGCUGGGAUUCACGGCAGCAUUUUCUGUUGCUUACACUUUGUUCAAAGUCUUUACCCUCAAGAAUAGGGCGAAGACCGUUAAAAAAGAAUGAGUACAGAAGCAGAAGCCAUGUCAAAUAUUUUUGUACAUCAAAGUUUCAAAUAAAGCUGGUAUUUUGUUCCAGGUUCUCA